This is a messenger RNA of Lathyrus oleraceus (garden pea), 925 nucleotides long. RefSeq names its product kinesin-like protein KIN-14B. The record is from RefSeq and is a predicted model, not a curated record. NCBI's taxonomy places the organism in Eukaryota, Viridiplantae, Streptophyta, Magnoliopsida, Fabales, Fabaceae. The transcript has a single exon. Bases 94 to 819 code for a protein of 241 amino acids.
GUGCCGUCAAGUCCAUUAUCUCGUGAAUCAGUUAAUAUUCAACCUCAAAAUACGAUAAGGAAUGGCACUAGCAACAACACAGUAGCAAAUUCGAUGAGUGCUCUUUCUUCACCUUUGACUUCUGCUGCUAAGAAUGAUGGAACAAUUGCUUUGGUUAAAUCUGGCUCCGAAAUUGUCAAGACUACCCCUGCGGGUGAAUAUCUUACUGCUGCUCUGAAUGACUUUGAUCCAGAUCAAUAUGAAGGUCAUGCUGCCAUUUCCGACGGUGCGAACAAGCUUUUGAUGCUGGUUUUGGCUGCUGUCAUCAAAGCUGGUGCCUCUAGAGAGCAUGAGAUACUUACUGAAAUUAGAGAUUCUGUUUUCUCUUUUAUUAGGAAAAUGGAACCAAAGCGAGUAAUGGACACCAUGCUUGUUUCACGUGUUAGAUUUCUGUAUAUAAGAUCUUUACUUGCAAGGUCCCCAGAAUUGCAAUUAAUUAAGGUCUUGCCUGUCGAGUGCUUUCUUGAGAAGGCUAAUACGGGGCGUAGUAGAAGUUCCAGCCGAGGGAAUAGUCCUGGAAGGUCUCCUGUGCAAUAUGUUGAUGAGCAGAUCCAGGGAUUUAAAGUGAAUUUAAAACCAGAAAAGAAGUCCAAGUUUUCAUCUGUUGUGUUGAAGAUUCGUGGGAUUGAUCAGGAAAUCUGGAGACAGCAGGUGACUGGUGGGAAGCUUAGAGAAAUUACUGAGGAAGCCAAAAGUUUUGCAAUAGUUGGAACUUCUUUCAACAGCAAUUAUGGAUGGUUGGAUGGCUGGACUUGGUGCCGCUCUGCCUCCAAACACUGAUGCCCUUGGCCAACUAUUAUUUGAGUAUUCAAAACGUGUCUAUACUUCUCAACUACAGCACUUAAAGGAUAUUGCUGGUACCUUGGCAACAGAAGAGGAUGAAGAU